Molecule: messenger RNA, 1460 nt
Organism: Paramecium tetraurelia
Lineage: Eukaryota; Ciliophora; Oligohymenophorea; Peniculida; Parameciidae
Exons: 5
Biological process (GO): protein dephosphorylation
Molecular function (GO): carbohydrate phosphatase activity; starch binding; protein tyrosine/serine/threonine phosphatase activity
Source: RefSeq, a predicted model, not a curated record
AUGAACUCAGUAUCCACUAACACUUCCUUUACGGAUGUUCGCAUUGUUAAAAUUUAUUUUAAGAUUCAUUACAUCACACAAUUUGGAUAAGCUAUUUAUUUAUGUGGAGAUGAUGAAUCCUUAGGAAUGUGGGAUCCUUGUAAGGCACUUCGUUUAUAAUGGAAUUAAAAUAAUGAAUGGACCAUUUGUGUCAAAAUGCCUCGGAUCGCCCGAAAAUUUGAGUACAAAUUCUUAGUCAACGAUUAUAAUGAGCCUUCCAUUUGCAAAGCUUUUUGGGAACCUGGUGAAAAUCGUAUUAUCACCAAACAUUUGCUUCUUAAUGGCAAGAAGAGCGAGUACUUCAAUCAGGAAUUUUGGGGAUAUAGAACUAUAAAAUUAAAACUCAAUCACACCCUACAACCAAAGGAACGCAUGAUGAUAAUAGGAUCUAUUCCUGAGAUAGGUUCCUGGAAAUCACCUGUACUUAUGAAAUAGCAAUUAAAAAUUGAUAUUUUAACUCAAGAACCUAUCCAAUAAUGGUCGAUAUCAUUUAUUGUAAAUCCUUUAAACUUCUUCUUUCGAUAUUAUUAUGUGAUACGAAAUGACGAAACAGGAAAUAUGAUAUGGGAACGAGGCAAUGGACGUUACUUAAAAACAGCAGAUUUAUCCUCAAUAAGGUAAGUGUUGGAUUAAUAUGACCUUCACCCCAUAAAAGUGAAGACUCAAAUAUACACUGCAUUCUAGGCUAGAUAAAUACAUAAAAAUGGAUCAUUCUCUUCUUCCAAAAUUCCAAAAUCUAAGAUCAAAAAAAAUAAUUAGGGAUACUCUUUUGCUGAUAAGGAGCCUUCCUUUUUUUAUUAUGAAGAAUUCGGAAGAUUAAAUAAGUUGGAUUGGAAUUUUGUAGUGCAAUUCUAAACCUAUGAAAUAAAUGAGAAUAUAUUGAUAGGACCUUAUCCAUAAAAUGAAUAGGAUAUUCUAUACUUAAAGUAAAAAUAAGUGAGAGCAGUUCUCAAUCUCCAAACUCGUCUGGAUAUGUUUCAUCGUGGUGUCAAUUGGGAGCAAAUAGUAGAUGCUUACAAACGACAUAAUAUUGUGAUGAAGAACUAUUAAAUAUUCGAUAUGGAUUCUGAAGAUUUUGAAAAGAAAUCUAAUAAAGCUGUUUAAAUUCUUAAGAAGUUAAUAAAUGAGUAUGAAUAUGUCUAUGUUCAUUGUACAGCUGGAAUAGGCAGAGCUCCCUCCAUAGUAGUGCUUUACUUGGCUUCAAUCCUUUAAUAUGAUUUAAAAGAAGCAAUAGAGUUUGUCAAAUAAAAAAGGCAGUAAUUUUACAUCAAUUAUUCAAUGCUCAAAAAGUCAUUCCAAAAAACGCUUGUAUUUAAUCAUGGAUUAGGGUAUUAAGACUUAACUUAAACACUUUGAGAUUGAAUAAAGCCUUCGUUGUAUAAUUUAUUAAUUUCAUUAAUAGUAAUUUUAAUUUAAAUAAA